ACGGAAACACGAAAAAAUCAGAAAUCCCCAAAUCGAAGAAGAAGGUAACACUUUGAUCAUCUCAUCUUCAAGAAGAAGACUCUUCGUUUGUAUCUUGCGUAAUGCGAUGUGCGAAGACCUUGAUUCUCACUUCAAUUUCUCGUUUCUUGAAGCGAUCGGCGAGUUAUGGCGGUGGACGGUGACGGAACUGACGGAGGUGGUGGUUCUCAACCACCGGGGAAAAAUGCGGCGGAGAAGGAUAUGGAGGUGCGUAUCCCGACGCUGAGUCAUUUUCCUAUCAACGAUCACGUUUCUGAUGACUACGAAGAUCUGGAUUCGGAAUAUAGCUCACUCGUAUUAAGAUCGUUAGAGAAGUACUUACCGACGGAAAUACUCACGGCGAACAGAGACGAGAAGGCCAAAUUCAUGUCAGGAAUCUUGCGCAAGUACAUUUCACCCAGAGAGUGUAUGAAAGUUAAUUGGCUCAAGAGCUAUAGGCAGAAGAUAAUAUCCAAAUAUCGGGUGAGGAGAAGCCUUUUCUCCCACGUUUCUUUUUGGUUUUAUUUUGAUCCCGAAAUGUUUUUCCUUCCUGCUUUCCUGAAGGUGGUCAGACGCAUCAUGUCUGAACCAUUUCCCGGUCUGUUUGUCUUUCAAAUGUUUCAGCGUGACUUCUUUGAGAAAUUGAUAGUAGAGGCAGAAAAUUUCAGUAACUGGGCUCAUGAGAAUAAAUUCCCGAUCAGGAGACCGUACAACAAGAGCAAAUGCAGUGUUGUGCUUGAAGACUUUGGCCUGGGCAUCAUGCUUGACAAAAUCAUGCAGGAUUUUAUCUUUCCUCUUUGCAAAGGCAAGUCUAUAUUAAAAUGCAUUCAAACGACUUUUCUUGUAUUCUUCCCUGAUGUGUGUGGAGCAAUGUUCGACGCUCGCCAUGGAUUUUAUAUGGAGACUGGUGAAGAUAAGGAAGCUGAAUUAGGCUUUCAUGUGGAUGAUUCAGAUAUUACAUUGAAUGUUUGCUUGAGGAAACAAUUUGAGGGAGGGAAAAUGUUAUUCGCAGGCACACGAUGCAAUAAACAUAUGGAUGCAGAGAUAAAGCCAUAUGAGGUUUAUCAUUACAAUAAUACACCGGGUCAAGCUAUACUUCACCGCGGCCGCAACUGCCACGGUUCCAGAGUCACAGCAACACCUGGUUAUCGGGCCAAUAUGGUUCUUUGGUACAAAAGCUCUUUGUGUACAGAGAUGGAAACAUAUCAGAAAGAAUUCAGAGACUGGUGCAGUCAAUGUACUCGUGUAAAGAAAGAAAAGGAAAACGAGAUUCUUGCUGCCAAAAGACAGGAGAUGAUCAGAAUAGAGAUUGGACCCAACGGUCGUCGAUGAAACAUAAUACAGCUUAUAGUUUGGUCAAGAAACCCUGCCUGAAGUAUUUGUCAAGCCCCUAAUAUACAGCUUACUUUACUUGAGAAACUGAAAAUAUGUACAGAAUCAUUUGAUAUAAAUAGAGCUCCUUUUAUCCUUUUGAUAUAUAAUUUUGCAGUAAAUGUGGGUUUGAUCAUUGAUGUAAAAAAAAUUUGAAAAAGUAUAGCAAACUUUUUUAUAGCUUAUAAAGAGUCAUUUCUCUUCA
Molecule: messenger RNA, 1594 nt
Organism: Capsella rubella
Lineage: Eukaryota; Viridiplantae; Streptophyta; Magnoliopsida; Brassicales; Brassicaceae
Exons: 9
Coding region: 166-1350 (394 amino acids)
Molecular function (GO): iron ion binding; oxidoreductase activity, acting on paired donors, with incorporation or reduction of molecular oxygen; L-ascorbic acid binding
Source: RefSeq, a predicted model, not a curated record